UGUCAGUUUGCAUGGGGAAAGUUUUUCUAAACCUGCUAGGAUGUGGAAGCUACUAAUCUUUAGAUGGUCUUGAAAUAGUGUCAAGUUGACCACACUUUCAAACAGAAUCGGGAGAAAAAAAGAGACAAAACCGAAAUAACGUCAUGAAGGCAUGGACAUUAGUUACCAUCCUUCUUUGCAGAUUACAAACACUUUUGAAGGAGAUCACCACUGGUCAUGUUAAGAUUUACUCUUGCUUGCUUAUUCCUCUUGGCCGCCUCGCUGGAAGCAAGAAAAGUUACAGAAGCUUACUUACAUCAUGGAAAGAUUGUCAAAAUAACAAAAGAAGUGGAAGAUGAGCCAGAAACCUUAGAGAAGCGUGAUGCUAAUCCUUGUGGUUAUGGAUGUCCGGCCUUGUGUGCUCCUACGUGCAACCCAUCCUGUUGUGCUCCCCCUCCGCCGCCACCACCACCGCCGCCUCCACCUCCACCCCCCUGCCCAGUACCUUGCCCCAUGCCAGGGCCCCCUGGACAACCCGGAUGCAUGGGGCCACCCGGAAUUCCCGGAUGUCGAGGAUUUCCUGGUCUUCCCGGAUGCAUGGGACCUAUGGGACCAAUGGGACCUCCUGGUUCACCUGGAUGCCCCGGUUUGCCCGCUCCACCACCGCCACAAUGUCCACCCAUCUGCAUCCAUUAUUGCAUGAGAAUCUGUCCACAGCAGUGCUGCACAGCUCCACCUCCACCAAUUAUGCUACCCCCACAACCAAUGCCAAUCUGUGCACCUUCAUGGGCACCAGCAUGUUGUAGGGGCAAAGUAAAAAAAUCUUAAAAUUGGCAGGUCAGAAGGACGAAGAAUAGCGAUACUGGGACACUUUCAAGUGCAGUUUAUAAACCAAAUAAAUAAAAACAUUUUCACCUUGGUCCUAGGGAUAGUGGGCACUGAGCAGAUGCUCAGGAAAGAGACAGCACGAACACACUUUUAUACAUGACAGCUAGUUUAACAAAACGCCGUAGAAAAAUAAAGAUAUAUUUUAGUUA
Molecule: messenger RNA, 1016 nt
Organism: Stylophora pistillata
Lineage: Eukaryota; Metazoa; Cnidaria; Anthozoa; Scleractinia; Pocilloporidae
Source: RefSeq, a predicted model, not a curated record